AUUCAACCGGUAGUUUGUGCGCAGAUAUUCUCAUUUUUGUUAUUUUGAUAUUCUCAUUUUUGUUAUUGUCAACAGAGGUAAAAUAAUAAUUGAGUAAACGUGAUUUAAAUACAGCGAGACUGUCCGUAUGAAGGUCUAUUGCGUCUAUUAGUGUGUUCCAUAUUCUGGAAGUUCUAACGAGGAAGCAUUUCUGGUAGCUGGUUGUUUUACAUCUGGGGAUGACAUACUUGAUUGUGUUGCUUGAAUUUGAGCGAGUGGUUCUGUGAGAAUUCUGAAUAACUGGAGAGGCGCUUGUUUUCACUAAACCAUGUGCAAUCUCAAAGAAUAGAAUCAAAUCAAGGUAUUCGUGCCAGUAGCAUAUUGGGAGGAGAUGCAACGACUGCAGUCUUGAUAUGUAGUCUAUAUCCGAGGAGAACGGUACAUUUAGAAUAUAUUUGGUGGCACGUCGUUGGGUUCGUUCAAGAUGGUUGAUAAGUUCUAUUGAUUGUGGUUCUAUGGAUAGAUACACAGUGAGACAUCUGGUAUGAUCUGUAUAAUCUAUGUUAAAUUUAAAGGCAAAGAAUGUCGACAUGACAAAAUUUGUUAUACUGCAUUCAUUAUCAAACUGAUCAAUCCAAAGUGUUGUAUUUCAACAGAACAGACUAUUAAAUGGACCUUUCCCCUUAUAACUAAAAUUUCGAUCUAGACAAAAAUUUCAUCACAGCUUGAAAGAGCAUCACAAAAUUAGUAAUAUUAAUCCAAAGUUUUGUUGCAAAAUCUUGUAAAAUGCGGAUAAUUGCUGCCGAGCCUCUGCUCGGCAGCACACUAUUCUUAACGUUACAUGACGUUCUUGCUUUUUCGUGUCCAGUCCCCGCGGCCGAGUUAUGUAUAGUCGAAUAGCGAUUUUCACUCGGUGGAGAUUUCGGCAUUCCAGGGGGCUCAUUAAGUAUUCAAGUUGGUUUGUAAAAUGAGGGGGUUGUUUAACAAAAUUUUCUUCAAUGAUGCGAGCAGGUUACUCAAAUAUGUGUCUUUUAAGGUUUCACCCGAAAUUUUCAGUACAUAAAGUAGUAAUAUCUGUAUGUUUAGUUCAUAUACUUAGUGUUUAUUUAUCGAUGUGAUGAACCGGUUUAAUAAAGUUGCGAAUAUCGAGGGUAACAGCCAACCUCGUUCCCAGGCUCUUUGCUCUUGGGAAGCACACUUUUGCACUUGCUUCCCAAGAGCAAAGAGCCUGGGAACGAGGUUGGGUAACAGCCUGGGUUCAUGCUACCAGCUACCUACUUAUGGCUACCUACUACAAAUCGCUGGCUACUAUAUAUGAAAGAGUUUAAGAAUUUAUAAACUAUUGUUUGUUCAAAGUCGAGUAAUGUAUUGUCAUUAUAAUUUUAUUUUGACAAUUAGUCAUAUGUCCACAAUGGCACAAUAUGUCUUACAGUAUUAAAAUUCGCGCAGUACUGGAAUUCGCGCAGCGCUGGGUGAGCAAAUUUUAGCACUGCGCGAAAUAUAAUCAUAGAUAUCUUAUAUAUAAUCCGCGCGAAAAACGUUGUGGUAGUGAAGAUAAAGCGUGCGUUUAAAAUAACAAGAACUAAAACACUUAUUGCAUGGUUCUCAUUUGCCUAAUAUUAAUACAAUAAUAGUACGACGCGAAUUUUAACAAGUAAGGUAUGGUAUCAUAUUUCAUAUAUAAACGAACAAUGUAAACUAGCCAUACAUUUCGCCGAACAUAACUUCGGCCCCUUUGGACAUAUCUUUUUCGUUAUAGUCUCAUUCGAACCAGAAUCCAAAACACUAUUCACAGUGUUAUUUUCAAGCUUGUGUCUUCAGAUUUUCAUCUUUUAUUUCGGUAUUUACAGAAUAUUUAUAUUUUUAGCGCGGCCCGUGCGACGUUCCUACAUCAAAACAGCUGUUUACAUCCUAGGGGUUUGGAAAAACCGGAAAUCGAUUCUACAGGUCAAAGUACUCCCAGUGGCAUGGUUUGCACGUGCAUCGGGCUAUAUACGCAUACACACGUAAAAAUCUCACAGACUCACAACUUGUUAACAAGAUGUGUUCGCAACAGGCUUGUAGCAAGCUUGCAUGUCAACAGUUGUUGUUGAAUUACAGGACGAUAACAAGUUGUUGGAUCAACUUGUAACAAGUCUGUUGAGUUCAACAACCUUGUAGCAAGUUGCCAACAAGCCGUUGACAACUUGUCAACAAGCUGGGAACAAGCAGUGCGAACACAUCCUGUUGACAAGUUGUUGGAACAGCAUUGCUACAAGUCUGCUGCAGGUUUGUUACAACUUGUGCGUUUUUACGUGUGUACACGCAAGCAUACACGUGGCGCGCGCGUGCGAGUAAAAACCCUAUAUUUUGAAAAAUUCAAAAUAAAUAUUUCUACUCGCCUUAUUCAAACGAAACUUCUUACACGAAAGCGCUUUAAUACAAGGAGUAUUAAUUAAAUAGCUCGUCAUAUUUUUUUGGAAACCCUGUAGAUCGGUAGGGUAGGAGGUUGGCAGGUAGUAAAGUACAACAAUUUCAGCCUCAGGGCGUGUAUCAUCAGGUGGUAUAUACAAUCACGGCUUUAGCCUGAUAAUUUUUGGCCUCCAUGCACUGGGUAAUGGGGUAACAGCAAUAUUUAUAACAGUAUUUUUCUGAUAUACAGUACACACUUUAUAAUAUGAACAUAGUCAUAGAUAAUUCCAUAAACCACGGAAUAAAUAACGGCAUAAACCAUGGCAUAAACACUGAUAUCACACUCAGUCUGAUAUGCAUAUGCAGUCAUAUAUAGUCAUAUGUCUCAUAUGUACCCACCACAGAUAUAUUGUUAACACUUUAUAUAGUCUUAGAGUUUGAUUCAGUAUUAUAUUUCACAAAGUACUUCAUUACAGUAAAGUAAGUAAAGCUAAUGUCACAAUUAAAGCUAUUUAUCAAAUUUAUCAUGAGGACUGCAUUCUCUAAAUGUCCUAAAUGUCAAACAUAUUCAGUAUUCGUAUUUGUAACAUACACGCACAGACGAGUCUUUCACUUAUCUUUGAGUAGGCUAUUGUCGGAUUAUUUUACCGUAGGUCUGACAACAGGGAGGUAUACUUCGACAUAUUUCUGGAGCAUCAAGAUCUGAGGAUGGUUCUGCAGUUUCAGCAGUCCGAGUAGCAUUGUUUACAAAGCAACAUAGUUUGCGAUAUUUCAGAAAUCAAAAGAUCUCUAUAUAUUUCGUUACACAUCUCAGUAUUAAAUAAAUCCUUUAGGAUAGACAUCAACAGCUAAAUAACAGCCACGUCGGUCGGUACUGGUGUAGAAAUAUAUUUUCUUGUAACGUUUGCGACGUGUUGAUUUCUUCGACGAGCUGUAUCGGCAUAAUUUGUCUAUUGAAAUCUGAUCUAUUUUUGCUCACCGACAUUCUGCCACAAUGAAAUUUGAUAUUUACUGUUGUGUAACAUUGAUAGUCUUCAUGACAAAUAAAAUAUACAAUUUUGUAAAUAUUUCCUGCAUGAUUUCUGGGUUAUUUCUUCGCUCACUCCUUGCUCAAUGACAAAACGUACUUAGGUACCCACCCUGAUUGAAAUUGUUUGUUAUCUCCCAGAUUCUGGGAGACACGUGACCAGCCGAUAGCAGGGUCUUUCCCAACCGGUGGAAAGUCCCUGCGACGGAGGUUGCAUAAACGACUGCACAAACGCCGUUUGAGCUCGCGUCUCCGAAUCCAUGCAAGGUGAUCUCUUGAAUUGGUUGAUGGUAUGAGGCUAAGGACCGAGGGAUUGUAUAGGACUCGAGCGCUUCGUUCCAUUCCUUCCAUUUCUUUUGUAGUGGCCCUGGUAGGUCUGCGUCCCAUGGAAUUUUACUGUCACACGCACUCCGAUAAACAAGUUUUCCGGUCAGUGUGGUUGGUGAAGCCAAGCCCAGGGGGUCGUAGAUUCGUGCCAAUUUUGACAAGAUGCUUCUCUUAGUUACAGGUUCAGCGUCUGUGGUGAGGGUCACGCUAAUAGUAUCGUGCUUCCUAUCCCAGGGCACACCAAGUAGUUUCCCAUCGGGCUGUUCGAUCCCUGCCAGUUGACUUUUGGCAUAUGUUAGUUCACUUAUCUCUGAUGACGAUUGAUUCUUUGGCUCGAGUUCAGGUACGUUUGAGUGCCACUUGUGUAUUGUGAAAGUGGCAUCGUUGAAAACUUCGAUAGUUUUCUCCUUCUGGGUCUGGAUUUCUGCGACUGUGGUACCCCCCGUAAUCAAAUCAUCAACAUACAGUCCUUCGCGUAAUUGCUUCACUAUCUCGGGAUAGCGCUCUUCCCAAGCAUCCAGAUGGUGUUUAAGGACUCCCCCGAGAAGGAAUGGGGAGCAAGUCAGCCCAAACAGGGCUCGAGUAAACCGGUAGAUUUGUAUUGCAUCGUUCCCAGUCUCUUUCCAGUGAAAUCGCAAUGAAUCUCGAUCUUCGGCCUUUAUUCUGAUUUGCAAAAAGGCCUGUUUCAAAUCGCCUGUUAACAGAAUGGGGUGAAAUCUAGAUCUAACAAGGACGUCCCAUAACAGGUUCUGGAGAGGGGGGCCUGGGUGGAGGCAAUCAUUGAGGGAUGGUUGGGAUCCGCUCUCUUUCGCAGACGCAUCAUACACCACUCUCAACUUAGUGGUCUCAGCUUGCUUCCUUUCUAUGCCUUUGUGGGGAAUAUAAAAUUCUUUUGCUGUUUUAGUGGUAGGUGCCAGCUCAAUUACUCCCUGAUUUAACUGUUGUUGUAUAAUGUCAUUAUACUGUUUGUACUGUCCGUUCCGUUCAAGUUUCUUAAGCAACUGCUCUAGGCGACGCUUGCUACUGUUCUCAUAAGUUGGCAGUGGGGGGUGAUUCCCUUUCCAUGUUAAUGAUGUCUCAUACCAGCCCGCUUGAUCUCUACUAAGCUGCUCUUCAAAUUCCUCAUACACAGUUUUCUGAUCAUUUUCAUUUCUGUCCGGAAGUCCGAGGACAUCUAAUGCACAUAACUGCUCAUAAUCUAUAGUAGUGGAUUGAGUUAACAGGAUGGGACCCUCCUCCUUCCCUGGAGACAUCACCGUCCAACCAAGGAGGGUUUUCUCUGCCACCGGCUGCCCCGGCUUCCCCACCUUUUGAGCCGUAGUGGUUUUAAUUUUGGCAUAAUCACUAGCCCCAAGCACAAGGUGUACAGGUAUUUGUGUACGGGUGUCAGGAUCUUCGAAUUUUGCACCGUUCAAAUGUUUGUAUCUCUCUAACAGGCGGGCAUAAUUUGGGUUGUUGAGUUUCAUUAGCUCAGGUUUAUCAACUUUUGACAUUUCAAUUUCAAGCUCAAAUUUCUGAUCUAGGGAUUUUAUGCUGGCUGCAUAAAUUUCUACUCUGGUGGUGGUGGAUCCUAACAUCAUUUCAAUUCGUUUUGUUUUGACAGCUUUAGGUUUUCUCUUCAAUGCAUUGGUUAGACUACUGGAAGCAUAGGAGCUUCCUGCUCCAGUAUCGAGCAGUGCGUGUGUCUUAAUCCCGUCUACUUCAACCUUCACCACUGGAUAAAUAACUUCACUAUCCCCCCCGGUAUGAGCUGUUUUUGCUAUCUCAUGCUCGUCUGCUUUGGGUGCAUCACAAAUUGACGUAUGAUGACGUUUAUUGCAAAAUCGACACUUCGAGACACUCUUACACUCAGCUGCCCUAUGAGAGGGCCCUGUGCAGUUAAAGCACAGAUGUUUUGUAGCUAGAAACUUUUUCCUGUCCUCGAAUGUCAAAAUUGUGUCACACUCAGCAGAUCUAUGACUCUCAGAACUACAAUAUACACACUUUCGAGAACUUUUACUUAUCUGAUACAACUUCUGUUGCGUUGAGAACUGAUAACCGCCUUGUCGCCGAUCUUGUUUCUUCCUCCCAUCAUCUGGUUUCUGUGCUUCGACUGGAUUCCUUCGAGUCCAAUGUUGUAAUGCUUCGGUUAGUUGAAUAUAGUCCCAUUUCUCCCAGUCUGAGUCGUUCCGUACUAAAUCACCCCGUAUGUUUGGCAAUUUGUCCAAUGUCAUGGCAACAGUUCCAUUCACAGCUUCCAAGUUUUUCAAUGUCUCAAGCGACUGUACACAAUAUGAUAACUUCUCAUAAAAUUCAUGUAUCCUUUUAGGAUUUGAUGACGGGGUAUAAGGAAGAUCGAGUAUUUCCUUCACAUAUGCUUUGACGACCUCACUAUCUUUGCCAAAUCUGUCUUUCAAAAUGGCUAAGGCCCUAUUAUACCCUUCGGCAGUAAAUGGCAAAGCUUCAAUUGCUUUCUUCGCUUUCUCGCAUAAUAAUUCUCUAAGAUAAGAAAAUUUAGUAACAGGAAGCGUACUUGAUUUAUCGAUUGUUUCAGAAUAUUGUCCCCAAAAUCGAGGCCAAUCAGCAUAUGUUCCAUCAAAUUUUGUGAUUGUAAGCUUGGGUAACCUGGCUUGGAUGUUUCCACUUGCGCUUGAAGAUAUCUCACUCGAUGGUGCUUCCACUUUCUUGUGUUCUGCUUUCAAUUUAAUUUUUGCUUCUUCAAGUUUAAGCUCGAAAUUCAUACGCUCUUGUCGUUGUUGAUCUUCACGUUUGACUUGUGUAUCGUUUAACCACUGUUCGAGAAGCCCUAUUGUUUGGUCUGCUUCUUCCAUAUGCUUUUCUAUUUCGUUGCUCCAUUGAUCGAUCUCGCUCACUUCUUCCUUCGAUGUAAUUUUCUCGGCUUCGACAGUUCUAUGCCAUUUGCUCACUUCUGUUAGCGAUUCUUUUAAAGUUUCGAUAUGUCUUCGAAUAACAUGUUCCUUACCUCCUUUUAAAACGUUAUCCGACUUAUCUCUUGCUCUCCCAAGUUGAAUUAGUUUUGUUUUUAGUGUAAUCUCCGCGGUUUCUCCCGUAUUUUCGCCUGUCGCCAUGUCGCUUUUAUACAAACACUUUGUUUACGACUUUUACACACGCUAAAACAUCACAAAAUCACAAAUAUCCCGUUCGUUGAGGUGCCACGUGUCCUGAAUUCUCGCCUCCCUGAGAAGUAUCCAGGGCAAAUCACGAUAACAAAAUAAUAAUAACUUUAUAAUAACUUUAUAAUAAUAAUAAAAUACAAAUCUCUCUCACUGAUUUCUCACUGUUUCUCUCUCGCUGGUUAGUCUCGCAUGCUUGUUAAUCACGUGACCCAUCACAAAAUAUGUCAAUGUUCGUCUUGGCUUCGUAAAGCUCCGUAAUGAGCCCAGUUCGCUACAGAGGUUCAAGAGCAUAGACGUUGACGGGGAUACCGUCCGGCAGUGCUAUUUCAAUAAAUUCACCAGGCCAAAUAGUGGUAGAGGUUGAAGGAGCUCUGAGAACAACAGCACAUCGUACAGCUGGUGACUUGGUUUCAUUUGAUCCAUAUAUGUAGGAAGUGUCACAAAUGAGAACUGUGUGUCAAGCAGGUCUGACGGAUAUGUCAUUAGCUUCCAUGAAUGGAGUACCAGCAAGGAUCUCAACAUCCAGAUUUUCCACAACCAAUCCCUCAAAGCACAGCUCAUACUUUUCUCUUGUGAAUGUUAUGCGAGUUUCACCAAUGACUUCCAAGAGUGAAUGGCCGUCAGCCUGUCGUGCGGAUUGGGAGCUAGCGUUAAUAUUGGCUCCAAGUCGCUUCACGGUUGAUGCACGAAUCAUGUUGCAAGUUGCUCCACUAUCAAUAGUGACACGAACGGUGUGAUGGCUAACAAAUACAUCGAUGUACGGUGAUUGACGCACUUGGACUAGGCAACUGGCAGGAACUGGAAAUUCUGUUACAUCAUUACUGUGAGGGUAAUCUUCCGCAGCAUCAUCAUCGAAACUUUCAUCAUCUUCCAGGAUAGAGGCUAUUUGCCUUGCCUUAGCCAUGUACUUCUGGUCCCUUUCAGGGAGAAAUCUGCAUUCGCUAAGAAAGUGGGUUGUCAGGGCGACUUGCUUGUUUACAUAAGGGAAAUGACUUCUCACACAGACGUGUAGACCCAGGUUGCCUUGUUGCUGGUACAGGUAGAUUUGAUGCAAUUUCAUCAAGCAACGAGCUCAUAGCUUGCCAAAUUUCAGGCUUUAUGGAAGCAAGAGUUCGGGAGCGGAGUUCUGUUCCAUAACGCUGUUUGAUAAUAUUUGGGAGGCCUGGGUUAAUAAGGUGAAGCCAUGUAAGAACAACAAAAUUUUCCAAAGUGGGAGAAAGUUCCUCAUCUUCUGUAAUUUGCUGAUUGUGAUGUGUGAUGUUACCACUAGAACUCAGGAGACUAUCGUCGACAAAUGCCAUAAGACGUUGAUACAGGUCCUCAGGGUGCUCGUCGGGUUGUAGCUCGAUGUUGUUAAAAUCCACAAAAUGGGCACCAGUAGCUUGAAAACCAAAAUGCAGGCGAAUAGCAUUCCAUUGAACUCAAUUGAUAUGCUAUUUUUCACAAUAGUGUUAUGAGAGAUUAUUGGACAAUAGUUCGCGAUUUGGCCCAACAUUAGCUCUAGCAUGUUAACUUUUUGUUGUGCUGCACAGGUGCCAAGCAGAAUUAUGUGAGCAAGAAUAAUUGGCUGAUCCAUCAAAUUUUUGCGUCUUUACCAACAGUUCGUUCUCAUCCAGAUUUGUUAACGAGUCCUAUGUUGCAAGUCCAAGUCAAGUCACAAGUUUAAAUCUUUAAUUGCCUCCAAAAUGAAGAGUAAAUUAUUUACAAAAGAAUUUAAACUAGGUAUUAUAAAAUUUACAAAUUGAUAAGAUUAAUGGUUAAAUUAUAAUAGGCUAAUAACUAUCUAAUCACAAACGGAUCAAAGACCGAGUUUUGGACGCAGUACGAAAUGUACAUCGUGCAUUUUAACUUAAAGUCAUCACUAAAACUGUCAUUACUUCUACUUAAAACUGAGUAGUCCCCCAAUAAGGUUCUGAUAAAACUCUGAUCAUCCAAGGAAUGUAAAUUCAUACAUGUUCUAACUGGAAGAUGAUCUUGUAUCCAAGACCACCAGCUUUCUCUAACUUCUGUCUUUCUGCAAUACAAUAAAGCAUGAUGAACAGCAUUAUUAUAAAGUCCCUGACAUGCUGAACAAAUUCCGUUUAACGUUCCAGGAUUCCCAAAUCUGUCCUUAUUUACAGUCAAGGAGCCACACAGAAGUCGAAGAAUAUCUGUUAUCUGCUUUGAUUGUCCGUACUUCCACAGAUCAUACCAGAUGCUCAAAUAUAUACAAGGUUGACUCCAGAGAUAGAAUUCAAGUUCUUUUUUCCUUUCAAUUUUAUCCACCCAUUCAUAAUGAUCACUUUCAUACACUGCUUUUUUGACAAUUUUCUUCCAAAUAAUUUUUGCUGGGAAUUCGUCAUUUCUUAGAAAUUCAGUAACAUAACCGAGUAAAUUUACAUCAACCAACAACUUCAUAAUAUCAGGGAUAAACCCUGACAUUGUUGAAUUGCUCUGCCUCCAUUUCCAUUUAAUAAGUUUCCGGAUAAACAACUUUCUAUAUGCCAAUGAAGAGCUAGAGUUAAUAAUUCUGCCAAAUAAAUACAGUUUUCGUUUGCCAAUUUCAGCCUUUAUGCUAUGUAAACCCAGUAGACCCCUGGCAGCCGAUCCUGAGGAACCUGGUAUCAGACACUGAGUAACUCUACAAAACACGUUCAGGACCCUUUCCAGUUCUUUGAUGUGUUGGUUUUUCAGGUACCACAGCUCGCAACCGUAUAGUAUAUGUGGAAGAGCCACAGUUUCCCACAAAUGGGCGGCUAUUUUUGGAUUCAAUCCACCAGCUUUGCAUCCGAGCUUUGAUAACUUAGAUAUUACAUCAAAACCUUUGUUCACUGUUGCACGGACAACUUCGGUAAAAUCCGGAUCAGCAUGCCAUAAUUUGCCAAGGUUUUUCCAAGUGUCGGAUUCCCUUAAAGGAGAAUCACCCAAUAACCAUGUUCUCUCUGAACCAAUGCUGGAUAUGAUUUUUUCCCCGAAUACCAUUAUUACCGUCUUGUUAAUAUUUAAUUCAAUCCGCCACUUAAUCGCAUAGUUGUGAAGACAACACAGAAGCCGAUCUAAGCCUUUUUUUCACCCUUGACAACAGGGUCAGAUCAUCAGCGAACAUUGGUGAUCCAAAAUGUUUAUUAUAUAAAAAUAAACUCCAACCGGUGUUUUCUAAUUCAUAAAUUAAGUCGUUGAUAUAUACCAAGAAAAGCCAGGGGGAAGAAUACCACCCUGACGUGUUCCUUGCCUCAGAUUAUAAAUCCUUGAAUAAGCACCAUUUAUGUGGACGAGCUCGCUCAUAUUCGAAUACCAACUUCUGAUGAUCCUCCAACAUUUACCUUUUAUUCCAGCUUUAUGAAACAGUUUAUACAGCAUCGCAUCAAUCCACAUUUUGUCGAACGCUUUUCGAAUAUCCACGAAACACGCAUACACGCAAUCUCCCUCAUCACAACAGCUUUUAAUAGAUUCAUUGAUCAUAAAAGCUGUAGUUAAUGCGUCUUGUUCUUUUUGGUAAGCUCCCCGGAGACUAUGGAUUUGUCUUGGAGGAAGCGAUUGUAUUUAUGAUAAGACUUAUGCCUCUAAUGAUCAUCAAAACCACUGUUCUUGCCAUUGUUACUCUUUGGUAUUGGUAUUUUUAUUGCAAUUUUGAAACUGGCUGGGAUCUUUUCUUCCGUAAUUAUCAUAUUAAAUAAUGACAACAUAUUACUUAGGAGAGUAGCACCACCAAUCUUAAUGUGUUCAUAACAAACUCCAUCUAAUCCAGGAGUUUUUCCAUUUGGUAGAUUUUUAACUACUUCCUUAAGCUCUUCCAUUGGGAUUGGUCUAUCUAUAUAUACUUCAUGUUCGUUGUCACACCCAGCAAUGGAUAUUACUUCUCUCUUAACAUAAUUUUCGUCAUCAAGUUCAAGAGUGUGAAGGUUUUCAAAAUAGUUGGCCCAUUUUUCAGCAAUGUCCUUUGGAUUAUCAUAAAUUUCAUUGUUAACUUCGAGAAUUGGAACGCUUUUCGUGCAUUGUUUAUGUCUAUUGAUUAACCUCCAAAACCGCUCAUAAUCUAGCUCGUGAUCUUUCACUAUUUCCUCGUAUUCUUUUGAUUCGUACUCUUUUAUACAAUAUCUCUGUUCUUUUCUAAACAAACGUUUAGCCUCUUUGUAAUCAUGGAAGGAUAUGUUGUCUCGACCUCUCGGCUUCCCUUUUCGGAUCAUAAAUUAUACUUCUUAACGACCGUUUUUUUUAGUCCAUUAAAUUUUCUAUUCCAGUAUGGCUUGAUAUGCUUCUUGUAACUAAUACAAGGUAGGGCUUUAUUAGCAAUUAUGAUACUUUUAAGAAUAGAUUGAUAAUAAUCUUCAGUGGUUAGGAGCCCUUCAUCUGACUUGUGUUUAAUGAGAUUAAGUUCUCUAUUAAGAAAACUUUGAAAAAGGUCGAUGUUUAAAUUUGUGCAUUUUUUCCAUGCAAAACGUGAUCGUUUUGGCUCAGACAUGUCCUCGUGUGAAUUCAAAGUAUCCUGCCUUCUUGGGAAGUAGAUUGUAGCUUUAACAGGUAAAUGGUGUGUCGUAGAAUGUGGGUGAAUUUCAACCACCUCCGAAUGAAAGGGAUUUUUUGAAGUUCAUCGUCAAAACAGAUGUAGUCAAUGGUUGUGUGCGCAGUAGAUGAUUCGUAAGUAUACUGUGGCCCAGUACACGUAGGUAAUAAAUUAAUAGCAGUUAGUCCCAUUUUCUCUAGGAACGUUGAGACCAACCUCCCUUGCUUAUUUUCAUUGCAUGGGUUCCUGGCUCCUGUGAUAUGGGCGUUAAAGUCUCCAAGUAUUAUCAGGUCAUUUUCCCCGCGUUCUUUCAAACACAAUGAUUCUAGGGCAUCUAGUUUGUUUUGAAAAUCAGUGGUGCUGUAAUUAGUCGAGGGUAAAUAAACACCGCAUAUAAUGGACCACCGGGCAGGCCCUGUUUUGAUUUUUAUAGCAACCAAUCUAUCGCUCAGGAAGAUUUUCUUUACCACUAGAUUUUUCCUCCAGAGUAAACCCACACCCCCCUGUCCGUGUUUCCAUCGACGCGUGUUAUCGUUUAAACGUGAGCUAGAAGCACAGUAACAAAAUUGAUCAUCAAGGGCAUCUAAAAAACUAAGCUCGUCAUUAUAAAGCCAGUGUUCUGAAAGUGCUAAUAUAUCAGUAUUUUUAAGGAGAUCUCUUGCGUAGAAGUAAUUACCGUAAAUGCCCGAACAGUUCCAGCAUGCUAUUCUUAGCUUAAUCAUCAGUGUUGUUUUUAUUUAACCAUUUUGGUUUUGAGAGCCAUUCUCUCCUAUACACAUGUUUUGGCCAAAAAUCAUUGUCAGAAGCUCUUUCAAAAUCUACUGUUUUAAUGUUUACUCGAACGGCCACAGUUCCUUUUCUUUUGCUUCUGAAUAACCGCAUGAAUGUUGGGGAAAUUCCCUUUUUUCCAUAUAAUUAGUAAUUGAUUGUUCAUUAGCCCCCUCGCGUACACCACCUAGAUAUAAAUGCUUGAUUUUAUGUUUUUGUACACCAACAAAAUCCGUUUCCUCGCAGCUUACAUUAUCCCUUUUUACUAUCAAUUCCGCUUAAAUUUGAAUUUUGAAGUUCAACCACACUACUAUCCUGAACAAUCUGCUGACUUUGAUGAUUUAAACUUUUAUUAGAGCUUGUUUUAGAAGCUAAUGAGUUGAAAUCACCCACCAAAUUUUCCGCACUGAGUGAGCAGUUGUGUCUUCCUCAAUUUUAUUUUCAAUGGUAGACUGAAUUUCUAUACCGCUUUGUUUCGCCAUAUCUGCAUACGAUUUAGGCGAUUGCUCGGUUAAGUUUAAUUGUAUAGGGGUUAAUUCCCCUGUGACUGCCGAUUCAACUGAUCUGUUGUUUGUAUUUAAUUUUCUUUUGAACUUGUCAAAAUCUUUGGACAACUUAAUUGAUUUAUCUUCGAGUUUGUCUAGACUAACUUGUUGACUUUGUAAUUGCGCUUUCUGGCCUGCAAGGUUAUCAGACACAAAUGUUUUAUUAGACUUAUAGUUACCCUUAAAAGCUGCCAAUUCAGAUUCCAGAGAAAAAACUUUCGCAUCCCUUUCACAUAGCCUUUCCUUUAGCUCAACACUUUCCUGCUUCAACGACUUGAUUUCUGCAUCUUUGUUGCCCAUAUCCUUCUUUAUUUCAGCAAUUUCAGCCUUCAGAUUUAAGACCGAUUCAUCAAAAACCUCUUUCAAAUUGUAGAAUUUUACAUCCAUUUCCUCUAAGAGAGUAUUUACUGACUGCGUAGUACGCUCAUCUAGGCUGCAAACUGUAGUCGAACUCUGAUUAUUAGCCGUCAUAUUCAGAAGCGAUUGUUCGCCAUGAAUCCCAUGAUUCGGCUGCUUUGGAAAUAUAUCGUUCAGUUCGCUCGUUAUUACGCCAGAACUACAAGAUUUUAUUAGAACAAUAAUGUCCGCCGCUAGUUUAUCUGUCGCCAUUUCGCCCUCCUAGUCUGUUUAAUCUUCUGGACGGGUUUGCUUUUCGGCAUAUUGGGAAGUUUUUGUUUACAAUACUCAAUAAUGACUGCCCUCAUAUCGGUGAGAUUUGAUGAGCUAUACUUCGAGAGUUUCAGUUUAACUUCGGUAGACGAUGUAACUGCUAUAUACCUCUCCAAUUUCUCGAUGUGUUGCGAUGUUAAAUCUAGACAAUUUCCAUUACUUGCCACUUUCAAAAACUCAUCAUAGGCAUAGCUUGUAUCUUCAACCAAAUUGUUGGAGCUCGAGUUAUUACUUGCCCAAUUGCAAUUCCUUCCGGCACUUUCGCCAAUAUCCCGGUCUUGACACGAUGUAUUUAACUCAGAUAAGCUAGUUUCCAUCGUAGAAUCACUUUCUUGGUUUAAUUGCACCACGCGAGAUAAAGAUUCAGCCAAAAUACGGCUGUUAUUUCUCGUAUUUGCGGAGCCUUGUAGGCCACAACUAUCCGCCAUUUUGUCUAAAUCCAAGUCAAGUCACAAGUCAUUCAGAGUGGCAAGUCAAUUCAAGUCAAGUCACAAGUCAUUUUAUUGCCACAUGUGGCCAUGUUUUCCCACGCAAAACGGCAAAAUAUGUAAAUAUGGCAUCGUUAUUUUAUGUCAGAAAUUUUACCACGAAAUCGCGAAAAAACCCCCCGCUUUGUUAGAAAAUACACCGGCACAAAUUCUGUCGAUGCCAUUGAUAUGUACUAAGGUCGUUGUCCAAAUUGUACAACACGACGAUCGAUCGAUCAACACAAAGAUUUUGGAAAACUUGAUUUUCACUAGAUAUUUACGUUUGACUUGCAUUGGUAACAAGUCAUUUCUUGCAAGUCCAAGUCAAGUCACAAGUCACAAAAAUUGCGACUCGAGUCCGACUCGAGUCCAAGUCACACGACUCGAGUCUACAACUCUGUUCUCAUCUGUACCAGAUUCAUCAGAUUCAUGUUCAGGUUAGCUGCACGCUGCUCACCAUUUUGUUUUUAUAUUGUGGAUGAGGUGGAUGAAUGGAUCUAACUACUUGUUUCCUUAGUUUAUCCAAUCCUAUCCCUUACAGUGAUUGAGGCAUUGGGGAUUUGAGUGGAUAAAUGCAUCUUACCCAUGGGCCAUGAUGAAACUCAUAAAGCUGGUAAAUUCAAAAUUUUAGACAAAUUUUGAGUCAUUUUGAAGGAAGACAUACUAAGUAAACAAAAUUUUUAAAAACCUGCAGGAAAAGUCCAUUGAUAAAUAACAAUCAGGUGCAAGUGAUUGUAAAUCGGGUAAUCUGGAGGUUUGUUUAAAAAUUGGGUGACACCUGAUAAAACUGGGUGAGUUGGCAGGUCUGCUGACAGUAUAUUUGUAUGGAUAGAGAAAAGCACAAAUAUAUUAUUGAAAUGAAUGUUGUGGCCUAAGGGAAUUAAUGCCAGAAAUGUAAAAAAAAAUGUAUUGGUCCUUGCAAAUUUACGAGCUGUGAGGCCUUUUGAACAGGGAGAUCCUUCGAAUAAUUUUUGGCAUAUAUGAUCCAACAACAAGGGCAGAUUUCGUUUCAAGCCAAUCAGUGCGUUUGUUGACAUUUUUGCUCUUGGCCAAUCAGAAAGCUUACAUUUAAAAAGCUUACAUUUACACAAAGGGCUUUCUUUCUUGCAUUCAGGUAAAUCACAUUUGCUAUGACGUAAAUAAAGCUUAAUUAAAGACAAAGUACUAAGUUACUUGUGACCUAUUUAGACUGUCUAUCUGUCCGAAUUGUUUUUUAGAUCUUUGUUUCAAUGUUUGUUUCUAGGUCCCUUUUCUUUAAUUUUGUAUGGAAUUAAUGAAAUUUUCUAUAAAUCCUGGGAACAAUAUAAUUAGAAUAAUUUGAGUACAUUUUCAAGCAUUCUUUUAUUUUGUGACAAGUACUAUAUUUGUGUGUUAUUUCAGUUAUUUUUCUCUUGAAUGUGGAAAAUGGUUAAAUAAAAAGGAUAAGUAAUGUUAGUUUUGUAUGUUUCAGUUUAACCAUUAAACCACAAUAAAAUGCACUGCUGUCAGGCAAUUUUACUCAACAUCUAGGUGAAAGUCUUGUGGUUUAAUGGGUUAAUGAAACAAUCUUCCAAUAUGUAUUGUUAUCCAAUAAAAUUUAUUAUUUUACUAUGUCUAACACCAAAUGAUCCUACUCAUCAAGUGGAUCUAGUGUUACACUUUAAUUUUGUUUGACAGCUAGCAUUCACAAACAGAACACUGUGAUCAUGUUGCCCCCCCCCCCCAUCAUAAUCCAUAUAUUGAUAUUUUUCCAUUUACCUGUUUGGAUUUGGUGCUUGUUGAACAGAAGUAAAGCCAAGUAGCAAGACUCGAUUGUUCACAAUUUUUUCUCCAAAUAGAAUCGGUAGUUUCCAUUUGGUCAGGUAUUUGGGUUGCCAUGUUAGGGUGGUCAUUUAGGGAUUCAAACUUGCUUGCGAGAAAUUUUGCAGCCUUUGCCUUCAACUUAUUAAUUCUCUUUGAGCUAUAGUUGGCACAAAGACAGACUCAAAAGAAUGCAGUUCAUGGCUUGCAUGCGUCAAUGUCUUUUGCUUUGAAAGUAAUCUGGUCAGCUGAAUCUGUUUCUUUUGUUCUUGCCCUUAGGACCGAGUGGAAAUUUUCGACGGGAUAUUCAUCGAAUGCCACAAUAUACUCUUGCACAAUUUCAAACAUAGAGUGGGUAUUUUCUUGCCAGUGUUGAAACAGGGACAGGGUUACAAGCAAGGCUUUAUUGUAGUGACAUCUGCGAAACACCACAAACAUGAUCCAACAAUGCAACAAGGACUGGCAAUAAAGAUCAUAACUGUUACACUUGGUACUCAAUAUACUUGGUACUCAAUAUCCUUGCACUUGCCAAAAACUGAGAGAAUUGUGUACCUGACAAGUGUCCAUCCUCCAUAGAUAACCUCUAGCAAUAACGAUAUGCGCGAAGCUUUGGGUUUCUUUGCCAACUUCGCUUUUUUCCCAAACAGGAAUGUGUAUAAAUCUGCAAAUAUUUCAUGAAAUAUCAGCAAAACACAUUCUCUUGCAUUUAGGGAAAUGUGCAAUGGACCAAUGAGGGGAACAAUGUUCUGAAGAGCUGCUGGUAGAGAUGGUGCAUCAGAGUAGACCAAUCUUCGAAUGAAGAAUUGCAUUGGCCAAUCACCAGCAAAUGGAGCAAUGAAGUGAUCUAGGUAUAGUUGUAGUCCACCAUAUAGCAUUUUGUUAAUUGCUGUUAGAACAUUCUCAGAUGAUUUUAGUGGCAAUUCAAUACUGUCAACAAAUUUGGUGUUAUCCAUACGUCUCAUCUCUUUUACUUCAGUUUGUUGAUAGUCGUGAACCAGCAAUCUUUGACGCUUGGACUCUGGAUUGAAAUAUUUGGCCACCACCCAGUCAGGCAUACUUUCUGCAUAUGUCUUGGAAACAUUGUGCAUGUUGUUUGUUAUGAAGAAUUUCAUGCUGGGAAUUUCAACUGGGGAUUUCCGUAGCAAGUUGAUUCUCUCUUGGGACACUGCUUUAACGUUGGGGAACACUUUCAAAAGCAAAGUGGACAUGUGUAUUGCAUUUGUUUGUGUCUUGGACUCGGGCCGAUGAAUAGUGUGGAUAUUGUGGUAGUCAUCGAUACAGAAUAUCAUGAACAGAUUGUUUUCUACUGCCGAUUCAAUAAAGUUAACAACAUGAUUUGAAUGUGCUGAUGAAGACAACUUUGCUUGGGCUUUUACGGUGUGAGGAUGGGCAGCGAUACCGACAUUUCGGAGGGACUGAAGUCCUUGUUCAGUGAUACCAAACUGUUGAAGGGUUCUCGACAAGGCUACUUGAAAUGAGUUGGAUCUUUGGGAUUGUGAAUACACCAUGAUAUAAAUAAUAACCAUUGUCCGAAGUUUACUAAGCUGUUUGCAUUCAGUGGACAUUCUGUUAGAACAUAUAGCAUUAUUUAUACAAUUAUAGAGAUUCUCAGCACCAGCAUCCCUGCAAAUGCUUUCAAAGGCAGUAGGAUUCAUUUCUGGUUGUGACAAAUGAUAAAUAUGACACCGGAUUUUAAUGAGAUCAUCACUGAAAUUAGGACAAAAUGAUGCUUUCUGGAGUAAAGAAGCAUACUCUUCUAUUGAGAGGAAAACACUGUCCAUUGUUUGGCACUCUUUCUCGGCAACAUUUGGCAACUUAGUUGGUGAAAGGUCUUGGCUAUCCAUGGUAAUUAUUUGACUUAGUGAACUCAAGGUGAUUGUUGUUGUAUCACUUUUUUGACUGUUUGGUACUUUUUCUAGGGUUUGUAGAUCUUUAGUUGGUGAACGGUGAUUAUUAAAUAAAAUCAAGAACAAAACCAGAAUAUACAGAUAUGGUAGUUGUUGCAGUUUUCUUGUUUUUAUUUAAUUCCAAUUCAAUUUAGCACACCCCCCUGGGGUCAAUAAUUUCAUAACAAAUAAUUACAUUGUCCAAAAGACUAAUAUUCUUCUGAGUUCUGAAUCAAAAGAGAAUUUUCCUCAUCCUGAUUUAUGAGAAUAAGGCAUCCAGGGAAAGCCCAUUAUGGGUGUAUUAUAUGGGAGAUGAUAACAUUGAUGCUAAAGUCUGGUCAAGGUUUUUUACCAUUGAAAUGUAGUACCAAAGUUAAACUUUAUCCUAGGGUUCCUUUGAACAGCUGACCUGUCCAGGUUUAAAAUAAUUUAUUGUCAUUAUUCCUGGCUUUUAAUUUUCCUACCUGGCUCUGCUGUAUACUUUUUUCACAUCCUCAAGAUCAUCUUUGGCAAAGAAUUUGGUUACUUUAUGCAUUCUCGUGCACGUUUUUAAGCAGGUUGCACAAAGAUGGUUUAUUUUAUGGCGAACUUUUUGCCUAAUUCUUGUUCCACGUAUUGCUGUAAAGCAUGUGCCACCUUCAACAAACCACGGGCCUUCAGAUUGACAACUUUGCCCUUGUCACUCUUUGACCAAUUUUCAUGUAAAGGAUUAUUGCAAUCCUUUUUAAAUUUUGGCAUUUUGUCGCUGUUGUAAUUUGUGUCGCUCGUUUUUUUCGAAACUCGAAAGGUAUAAAAAUAAAUUAUUUUUCACGCCGUUUCUUUUUCCCGCGGUUGCAAGAGAAAACCACUGGGGAAAACCCAUUUGAGUGUCCAUCUAGAGUAAAAUACAUCGCCCAAAAUAACUUUGAAUUAAAUCGUGUUUCUGUGCUGUUGCUUGUUUAAAUUGGUACAAAAACAGUGUAAACAGUAGUAUUUCCCAAUGAAAACUGCGUUAUUUCUCAAAGAUUGAUCGAUUUGAUAGAUAAAUAUUAUGCAGCUACAGAGCGCAAUCACGGUGGUAAUUCAAACAUCGAUAUUUCACGUUGUGUGUCAAAAUUUAAAAAGUCCGACAACAAAAUUCAAGAUAUAUGUAUUUUCUAUUAGAAUUUUCAGUUUCAGAUAAAAAAAGUUAAUUCUGUAGCUCACAGAGCCUUAGAUUACUAAAAUAUUUUCUCGCUCCUUUUGUUUAUGUUUUUAAAUGUAAAGCUUUCUGAUUGGCCGAGAGCGAAAAUGUCAACAAACGCGCUAAUUGGCUUGAAACGAAAUCUGCCCUUGUUUGAUCCAACAGAUCUAUUGAUGCAAUGAUGAUCUAACAAUACAAAAUUCGAACAGUUGAUUGCCAAACACAAGGGCAACAUUCUAAUGUAUUACCCAGUGUCAGGCGAUACUGAAUCUAGUGAAGAUGCAGAUUGACAAUGUUUUAUUGCUAUGACACUAACUGUAAGUACAGUGUGCAAAUGAGUACUAUCAGCCUUAAACAAGGAGUGUAUCACCAUAUGCAGCCCAUCAAGUCUACUUUGUUUUAUCAUAAAAACAAUUGUAAACAUUUUCACCACUGCUGCCUAUGGUACAAUUUAAAAACAAUUCCCAAAGGGUAGAACAAUUUUAACAAGAGAAUGAAUGUCUGGGAAUCCAUUAGAGCCCAUAGAAUUUUAUAUUCCCAAGAAUCUCAGUUGGUGUCUUGGAGAUACAUCCCUCAAUUUCAACAAAGAAUAGUCAGAAUAAACACAAGUUUGUACUCACUCAGAUUUGAAAGGUUUCAUUUUGGUGAGUGAAUCAGUUUAUGCAUGUUUUUCUAGUCUUGAUGCAAGUGGAUCAGUGAAAUUGAAACCUAUUCAUUUAUGUUUUGUUUCUGAUGUCGUCAUUGGCAUGCAGUCUUGUACAGUAAGCAGAGUUGGCAUAUGUACAUUGUUCCAGUUGUACACAAAAGAUAUGGUAAGGCCAAGUAAAAAAACAACUUAUGUUUCUCGUCCCUGCCUGCUUUCUUUUCCUUGGCCGCUUCCUUUUUUUUUGCUGGUUUUCCACUACAAAUUUCGCUUCAUGUUUUUGAACUUUCUUUUUGAUAACUUGAAGCUAACUUGAAGUAUUAAUGUGGAACUACUGUGGGCUCAUUCAAAAAUCCUAUCCACUGACCAAAUUCAACAGCGACGAACCACCACAAACUCACAGCAUGCGCUUGUCAUGCUUUGCCGUGCUUGGCUACAGAUUCAUUUAAACAAAAUUUAUUAUACGAGACAUUAAAAAAGUUACUUUAAAAGCCUUUUAUAAUUCACGUUUUUAAUAUUGCAUGUAUUUUCCUUACUACACUGUAUUAAAGCUUAUCAGUUUGGCUAAGAAAAAAAUGUCCCGCUUCCCUGUUUUUUGGCAGAAAUCCGGACGAAAAUUUUUUUUUUUACUUGGCCUAAUGAAUAUAACUGCAGACUGUUUGUCUUCAUUUUAUAAAAGCAGUCAUCAAUUGGCAAGCUAGGUUUUCACCAUUAUCCCUGCUGCACACAUAUGUAUGAAUUUUUCACAAAUUUCAUGCAAACCAUUUCCUGUAGCAACAGCAUCCUUGAAAUCUGUCAGCAACAUGAAUGACCAAACACCUCCAUUUCAUCUGAAAUUUUCUUGUUUCCAUCAGACAAAACAUACUUGUCAAGGAACUUAUUCAAGGUACUUACUAAUUAUGUAUCUCUUCUUAUCAGUCUCCGCUAAGAGGUGGGUAUCAUUUGGAGUUUUCGCUAUAGGUUUAUAUUUUGCAUCAAACCAUUUUAUUUGAACAUUUGGAAAAAACAAAACAUUUACCAACACUAGCAAAUAGCUGCUCACAAUCCUCAUUGUGCUUAACAUUGACUGUAACGUCCUAUGGUUCAGCUUCUCUCUGAAGAAUCGCAGCGUGCCUUUGUCUCUUCCCGAAUUAUUAUAUAGUUUUUUGAAUACUGUCUAUAAAAAUAAACAUUUAUAUCUUUAGAAAUAUCAAAUGUAUUACCACUGUUCAGUGGCAGACACAAUUGUCCAUCCCUCAAUAAUUAAAAAACCUAUGAAUGACAGCUGCAACAAUGUUUUUAACCAUGAAAGUAGUACUACUGACUAUAAAUUAAGCUAUAUCAAUAUGUUGCAUGAAUUUAAGCAAAAAACAUUUAAUUUUAAAGAACAGGAUCUACUGAUGAUUUUUUUACAUGUCAUGUUGGUAACCUAAUCCCCCCCCUCCCAAGAAAAAGUUUUUGCAAGUGUCUGCCACUACAGCAGUGCAUUUGGCUAAGUUACAUCACACAUACUUUUUAUUACCGGACAGUAUCUUUGUAUGGAUAGACAAAAGCAAAAUAUAUUAUUGAAAUGAAUGUUGUGGCCUGCACCACCUUCCCAAUUAACUAUAGCUGCCUGUUUCGUUAUGUGAAAUAACAAGGGAAUUAAUGCCAGAAACGUAAAACAGAAAUAUGUAUUGCUUUUCAAAACACCAUCUUGGCUAAACAACCAAUGUAAACAUAAAUACGCCUGUGAUAUGUAAAAUGCAAUGUACUUCAAGUAAUAUUAUGAUGUCCAAUCGUAACACAUCCUCCCUCCUUUGAAAAAACAGUAAAAAACAGUGUAGAAAACAAAGUAUCUGAACUAAACUACCAUUAAUAAAUGAAUGUAAAGGUAUUAAUCAAUUGUGGAAAAAUUUCAUCCUUUAGUGUAGUAUAUAGUCUUGAAACCUUGUAGGUCUCGUUAUAGUUCUUCGUCUUCUGGUUAUGUUCACUUCUGGUACUACUGGAACCUGAUCAGAUGCGAGCGUUGGAGAUUCGGAAGGCGGUCCAGUUGUUGGACAUUGUACCUUGUGUGGUUCCCCCUGUUUGGAUGGUGAGUGGAGGGUGGCUUUCUCUUGCUUUUCGUCUUCAUGUGCAACCCAAGGUUCAUCCAUAGGGUAAUAUUUGUGUUCGAGUCUUCGUAAAUAUUUUCUGUUUUGGAUAUAAGUAGAACCCUCUGCAGCCACUUUGUAGGAAUGGAUGCAAACUUUCUUUAGUACUUUCCUUUAUCGUCUUCAUGUAGAGGUUCCAGUUUUCUUUGUUCCUCUGUUGUAGUACUUUUGUUGCCGUUUCUGUUGCUUCUGAAUGUCACUUUGAACAUCCGCAGUUAUGCUAGGUUUUAGCAGAUUCAUUGUUGAGGGCAAAGAUGUGUUUAUUGUCAUGUUCAUCAAUCUUUGAACCGGACUUGAUGCCAUCCCCUCCUGUGGGGUGUUGCGGAUAUUGAGGAGUACCAAGUAGAAGUCGCUGUUGGUUAUCUGAGCCAUUCUUACGGCCUUCUUUGCUUGUUUGACGGCCGCCUCCACCUUACCAUUUGAUUGGUGGUGAUAUGGACUCGUAAAGAUGUGACAAAAUCCAUAUCUCUUAGUGAAGGACUGAAAUUUGUGCGAGAUGAACUGUGGGUCGUUAUCUGACACAAGUUCAUCCGGUAUGCCAUAAAUUGCUAUAUGGCUGUUUAAUUUGUUGAUGAUGACGGUGGAAAUUGUGCUGUACACUCAAUCUAUGUUGAAACAAUUAAAGUAAUAGUCUACCGUGACUAGGUAAAAUAUGUAUUCAGAAAUUUUACACUCAUUUUUUGUUUUUUUAGCCUCCAAGUAAGGAUUUGUUUCAGGUACAGUAUAGAUUCAUUUAAAUACAGACAAGCCUCCAAGUAAGGAUUUGUUUCAGAAACAGUAUAGAUUCAUUAGGUGGUAGUCAGCCCUAAAUUUAGAUCGACAGUUUAAAUUUUUUUCAACAUUUUUUUUUGCUUUACUGACUUCAUUAUUUAUUGUAUUUUCGCCCCCUGAACUUUUUUUUCUGGUAUUUGAAAGAGUUUCUUCAAAAUAUCCAUUUUUAUGGAAGGAUGUCAUAAAAUUGUGCAUAGCAACCAUUUAGGAUGACUUGUUUACUUUGGUUGCCAUGGACUUUCUACCCCUGAGAUGUAUGAUAUUUUCGCGACAACCCCUUUGCCAUUUCCCCCUUUAUGCCUGCACUAAAAUAUCGCCUGAUUGCAGGUUGAAACAUCGAUCAGGCCCUUGUGUUUACAUCACACAUGAAUUUACAUUUUUGAGUAGCUAUACUUGGUAUACAAUAUCUCGCAAUCCAGCUGUUUACAAAGCGUUUUUAAGUUAUUUUUUAACGAGGAAAUGGUGAGAGAGGAUAAAAGGAAGAAAGGAUCAGUAAAGCAUGGAAAAAGAAGGGGUUUUUCUGGCAAAAGACGGCAGGAGAUAGCCGACGAAUUUACAAAUGACGCCAAUCCUCGGGACGCCAAUCCUCAGAGUUUACCCGGUGUUAGCGAGGUUUUACCAACGAAUACAACUGCUGAUCGCGAAAGUGUCUCGACUAAGAAGCUUCUAAACAGUUCUUUUGAGAAAUUCGAAAGCAGCCGAGGAAUUUUGACUCGUGAACAAGCAAGAAAAGUUGGUUUAGGAUCGGCACGUGAUGUUGAAAUUGCAACCGGAUUUAAAAUACAAGAUGCCACUCUCUUGAGCGAUUGCAUUUCGGCCGCAGCAGUAUGUAGUUCCUGUCGUAAAGCAACAUCAAAACUUAAACUUUAUCAACGAAACAGCGAUAGAGAAGGUUUGUCAGAAUCAUUAUUCCUGCAAUGUUCGUCUUGUGAGGUGGUGACUCCAUUACCAACAAGCAAUCGACUAGGUGGCAAAGGUGGUGGGUCUCAUGAAGUCAACCGUCGAGCAGCUUUGGCUUCCCAUCAAUUUGGCCAUGCUGGAUUGACACAGUUCUGUGCUGGUAUGAACUUACCUCCCCCAGUUGGUAAAGAUUCAUACAAUAAGCAUCUAAUUAAAAUUGAGAAGGCUGCCAAAACCAGUGCCGAAGAAGUAAUGAAAGAUGCUGCCAAAAGAUUAUUCGAAAAGGUUAUGUCAGAAUGUCCGGAUGAUAUUGAGGAGGACGGCGAAGAUUUGAUUGCUCAUGUUUCUGUGACAGUUGACGGUACCUGGCAGAAAAGAGGUCACUCAUCAAAAAUCGGAGUGAUCUUUGUUAUCCCAGUUGCAACUGGGGAAAUCCUAGAUUAUGAAGUAAAAUCACUCUUCUGCCAUGAAUGUAAAGCUCAUAACAACCAAGAUCAUGAAGGCGAAGAGUUCCAAGAGUGGAAGAAGGCUCAUGAACCAAAAUGUGAAGUGAACCAUGUAGGAUCGUCUGAAGAGAUGGAAGCUGUGUCUGCUGUUGACAUAUUUAGCCGAAGUAUUGCAACAAGAAAAUUAAAGUAUACAACCUUUGUUGGUGACGGAGACAGCAGUAGUUUUGGCCGGGUAAAGGAGGCACUGGAUAAAAAGUUUGGUGCUGCUUAUGAAAUUAAGAAAGAGGAAUGUGUGGGGCAUGUUCAGAAGAGGCUUGGAAGUGGUUUGAGAAGGUAUAAGAAUGACAUGAAGGGAAAGAAACUUUUGGACGGUAAAUCGGUUGGAGGAAAAGGACGGUUGACAGACAAGGUGAUUGAUAAAAUGCAAAAUUAUUAUGGCAAGGCAAUUCGGGGAAACAAAGGAAAUCUGGAAGGGAUGAGGAGCAGCAUUAAAGCCAUUCAGCACCACAUGAUAAAGAAUGAUGAACUAACACUAGAACAACAACACCAAUACUGUCCCAAAUCAUCUGAUACAUGGUGCAAAUACUGGAAGGACAAAGCCGACGGAACUAAGUUGUACAAUGAAGAUAACCGGUUACCUGAGGUUUUUAUGAAACAAUUGGACCCACUUUUCACAAGGCUAUCUAAUGAUGACCUCUUGAGGAGGUGUUUGAAAGGGAUGACCCAGAACCAGAACGAGGCAGCUAAUGGUGUGUUAUGGUCCAAGUGUCCGAAAACCAAGUUCUGUGGUGCAAGGCGCGUACGUAUUGCAGUAUGUGAGACAGUUGCUGUGUUCAACACUGGUGCUGCAAGCAAAGCUGUGAUAAUGAACUUGUGUGGUGUCACCCCUGGAGUCCAUACAAUGAGAGCUCUUAGAAAGCAGGAUGACACCAGACUGAAGACUGCAGCUAAAAAGGUAAGUAUGAAGUACCGAGAGAAAAGACAGAAACUCAGGGCGCAGCGAAAGUCAAAAGGUGACAAGAUGGCAUACCAACCUGGUGGCUUUGGACUAAGUGCCAAGCCUGUUGACACUGGAAAGAAAAGAAAAAGAACACCAAAACAGACAAAAACCAAUGAC
Paramuricea clavata is the source of this 24590-nucleotide messenger RNA. The record is from the annotation of a GenBank genome assembly. Lineage: Eukaryota; Metazoa; Cnidaria; Anthozoa; Malacalcyonacea; Plexauridae.